Oncorhynchus tshawytscha (Chinook salmon) is the source of this 1146-nucleotide messenger RNA. It is a transcript of the gene aqp8a.2, whose product is annotated as aquaporin 8a, tandem duplicate 2. Bases 92 to 871 code for a protein of 259 amino acids. The record is from RefSeq and is a predicted model, not a curated record. NCBI's taxonomy places the organism in Eukaryota, Metazoa, Chordata, Actinopteri, Salmoniformes, Salmonidae. Gene Ontology annotation, cellular component: plasma membrane. The transcript is spliced from 5 exons. Gene Ontology annotation, molecular function: water channel activity. Gene Ontology annotation, biological process: transmembrane transport; water transport.
ACUAUCAUAAGUCGCUCACUUGUAUCUCAGACACUUCAACUAGACAGUCAGACGGACAGUCAGAUUUACUCUUGAGGUCCAGACAGACACAAUGGGAGUUGAGAAAAUGGAGCUGGAUGAGGGACACUCGACUCUGAUGAGUGGCACCAAGAAGCCUCCCCCGGUUCGGCCUCCCAACACGUUUGAGCGCAUCAUCCAACCCUGCCUGGCAGAGGUGGUGGGAACCAUGUUCUUUGUCUUCAUCGGGUGUGUGUCGGUCAUUGAGAACGUUGAGUCAGCAGGCAGGGUACAGCCGGCGCUGGUCCAUGGCCUGGCUGUGGCUGUCAUGGUGGCAUGCAUGGAUCAGAUCAGUGGAUCCCAUUUCAACCCUCCCUUCACCAUUGCCAUCUACCUGUGUGGAGGCAUGAAACUGUUCAUGGUUGUCCCAUACCUUAUCAGCCAGUUAUUAGGAGGGGUGCUGGGAGCUGCCAUGUCAAAGAUGAUGACAUCAAAGGAGAACUAUGCCAACGCCACCGGAGCGGCGUUUACUAUCCUCCAAUCAGAGGACCAGCUGGCGGGAGCCAUAUUUGGAGAGAUCGCCAUGACGUGCCUGGUUACCAUGGUAGUAUUGCUAGGGGCGGUCAAUGCAAAGAGCAAAAGCCCAAUGGUGCCUUUCCUGGUAGGCUGUACUGUCAUCAUCAACAUUCUGGCAGGGGGGGAUGUGUCUGGAACCUGUCUGAACCCAGCCAGGGCUCUGGGGCCAGCGGUAAUGGCCAACUACUGGACCUACCAUUGGGUUUACUGGGCUGGUCCUAUCGCAGGAGGUCUACUGGCAGCAGGACUAGUGAGACUUGUGCUUGGAGAUGAGAAGACACGAGUCAUCAUGAAGUGACAUCCUACUCUACAUGUCCUAUGCAAGUCACUUACUUCCUACUUUUGUCAUAUUAUAAAGCUUUUUUUUCUAAGAAACGUAAAUUUAGACUGGAAUUUCUGUUUAAUUUGAAAGACUAUGAAUCUGGUUUGUAAACGUCAGCAGAUAGGAGAUGUCAUAUUGUACUAAUAUAACUCUUAUUGUACUCUCUGAUUCCAGUUUGCUUUCGUGCUUUUCCUUUAAAUUAAACAAUAAAGAUGUGGAUGCCCCCCCCGUUGGGCAGGAUCCAACUGGUC